CGCGAGCUGGAGCAAUUGUCGGGAACGCGCCCCGGGCAGCAGUGCACGGGCACGCGCACUGCUGAUCUCCAGUGGGUGCCUGAAUCUGCUCGGGGUGGUCCAGGGCGCGCACCACCGGGCGGCUGUAGGAGACUCAGCGGGAGCCGGGCCGCCCCGCCUGUGUCCCCGGCACCAUGUCCUUCAAGAGGGAGAUGCCACUUGCAAAUGCUGUGUUCUGGACCGCACGCAGAGGAAACGCUACCCUCUUGAGGAUACUUCUAAACAGUGGUCGGAUGGAUGUAGACUGCAGAGACAGUGUUGGGACAACUGCUCUGAUGGUGGCUUCACACUACAAUCAUAUGGAUUGUGUUCGGGAGCUGAUCUUACAAGGAGCGGGCAUUAACACCCAGAGAGAGUCAGGUUCUACUGCUCUUUACUUUGCUGCUCAACAAGGGAACGAUGAGAUUGUGAAAUUCCUGUUGGAGUAUGGGGCCUCCACAGAGCUAUCAACCAAAAAUAGAGCCACUCCACUGUCGAUCGCAAGUCAGUGCGGACACCUCAAAGUGGUGGAGACUUUGCUAAACAGGAGAUGCAACGUUAACAUCCAGCUGCAGGACGGAGCAUCAUCGCUCUUUCUGGCCGCACAAGGCGGGCACCUUAAAGUGGUUCAACAGCUCCUGUCAGCGGACGCAAAGAUUGACCAACCAAGACAGGAUCUAACCACACCAUUGUGGAUAGCGGCACAAAUGGGAUACAUUGAUAUCGUUAAGCUGCUGCUCCAACAUGGAGCGAGUUCAGAUACUUCUCGCAAGGACGGCUCUACACCUUUAUUCAAAGCUGCAUACAAAGGGUUUACAGAAGUUGUCCGGGAGUUACUGAUGUUUUCUCCCUCACUGGGAAUUCUAAAGAAUGGAAUGACGGCUCUCCACGCUGCGGUGUUAGGAGGGAGUGCAAGAACAGUGACUCUUCUCAUUGAAUCUGGAGCAGAUCCAAGUCUAAGGAACACGGAAAAAGAGUUACCGUCAGAUCUCACGAGGAAUGACCGGUUGGUCAAGUGUCUUCAGUCAAGACGAGGUGCAGAAAGUUGAUGAUGUGAAAAAGAUGUCUGACAAACCUUUCAGAGCACAGUGAGAACUGCAAUUCUUUGCUUUUGGCUGGGGAGAGAUGUGACGAGUGAUUAUAAAGAUGUCAUUAAUAAAAUUAACAAGCCAUAUUUGGGGUUAUCAUGCAUCUGUUGUUUGUAUUAAUUUUAAUUAAAAAUAAUUUAAUGUCAUUUUAA
This is a messenger RNA of Amblyraja radiata (thorny skate), 1258 nucleotides long. RefSeq names its product ankyrin repeat domain 29 (gene ankrd29). The transcript is spliced from 10 exons. Lineage: Eukaryota; Metazoa; Chordata; Chondrichthyes; Rajiformes; Rajidae. The coding region runs from base 174 to 1067 and encodes 297 amino acids. The record is from RefSeq and is a predicted model, not a curated record. Gene Ontology annotation, molecular function: protein binding.